Molecule: messenger RNA, 10758 nt
Organism: Candidozyma haemuli
Lineage: Eukaryota; Fungi; Ascomycota; Pichiomycetes; Serinales; Metschnikowiaceae
Gene: GYP2
Product: Gyp2p
Exons: 3
Coding region: 1-10758 (3585 amino acids)
Source: RefSeq, a predicted model, not a curated record
AUGCUUGUCUACCUUGGCCUAGCCGUGGUGGCGGCCAUGGCGGGUUUGCUUAUCUUGUUGAACUUGAUUCCCCAUGUCACGGUGCGUUCGUAUGGCUGGUUGUCGCUUCGAGGGAUAUCCAUCGAGGUGAACAAUACUACUGUCCAUGUUGAAAAAGUAUCGCUUUGGCUAAACAUAUGGCGGUCUCAGCUUGAACCGUACCGUAUGAUCCAUGUGGGGCUUUUUAAUGUUUCCGUGCACCAGCGUGAAGACCCCAAUGGUGAAGAUCAGGACAAGGACUCGCUGCCGCCUUCGAUCCCUGAAAACUUGGUGUUUAGGAUCCCCAGCUGGGCCUAUAACUGGUUGCUUAAGAGCCAGUGGAUGAACCAGUUUGAUAUCCAUGUCUUCCGUUGCUCCUUGCACCAUGACGCUGUGAGUGCAGACUUGUCUGCCCACUUUGACUAUAUCCGUGUUCACAAUCGGUAUGACGAUAAGACAAGCGACUAUAGGUUCAGUUUGUCGAUUAUGGACGGGUACUUGUUGAACCUGCGCUCGAAAUUGUCGCCAAACGAGAAUCUGAUCAAGAUUUUCAAGAACGUCGUGGUGGCUGUUGGCUCUUCCUUCAUCUUUUCAUGCUGUUCUAAGGAAAGAGGCAAGAUGAUUGUGGAACUCAGCGAUUUCUUCUUGCUGGUUUCCAUUUCCAACCCUUACGUCACCCCAAUCACUGGUCUUACACCUGCCAAACCUAAAAAACAGCCAAAACAGACUUACGAUACCUCUGAUAGUAUCCCCAUGUUGAACCAGUUCGUUAAAGCGUUUGCUAUUGCAUCUUCAGUGGAGCUUCGUGUGGAAAACCUAAAAGCUGAGUACGAAAACAUCACCGUGGACGUCUCCAGUAUGCUUGUUUCCCUCAGAAGAGAAAAGUCAUACAAACUCAACACCAUGGCCGAGGCCUCCACCUACGUCAACUCCCUUCGACUCUACAGUUCCGAAACCAAGUGUGUUGAUAUUCCUUCCCUCACCUAUUUAUUCGAAUGUGACAUGUCUGACUUGUUUAGAGCUUACGAGGAGGGCAACACGGCUAAUUUCCACGUCGACAUCAACACCAGUCUCGAUCUUACCCAUCCUUCCUUUGACAUUUACUUUGACCAGAUCGAGGACCUCAUGGCCAUGCUUAAACUGUCCAGUUCGAAGUCUAAACAUACAGCGGAGCAGGAACAGAAACCUUUCUUGGCUGUGCCAUUGAGUAAAUACCUCCGAAAGAUGAGGAAGACAUCGGUUAAACUCGGUAUUUCAGACACAAGAGUCAGUCUUCACCUUCCAGCCAUGAACCUGACGGAGUUUGUUCGUUCCUCUGUGAAUAAUGUCACUGCCACUGCAAACAUAUCGUACUUUUUGACCAAGUACUCUUCUAAAGAGCUUGGAAAGAUUCUUAUGCUCAACCUUCGUCCUGAAGACCCACCAUCCUCGCUUAAAGCAUUUGCAAAGUUGAAAAACUUGGUGGUUGACAUUGAAGAGAACCAGCUCAUUGCUACGAAAUUGAACGUCAUGGCUGCUUACUGUCUUAAUACUCAUAGAGUCAAAAUUAAGGUGUUCAGUAAGAGAUUAGUCACAAGAUCUGUCAAUGAUAUGAUUUUUUACGUUGUUCGUCGUUUGAGAGAUAGUCAUAUCAAGCACUAUAACGAUAUGUUACAAGAUAUGAUGGAAUCUGAGACAACUACCGACCCUGAUGCCUCCGAGCACGAAUGUGAGGACGAGCCUGAGGUGGAAUACGUUGAUUUCGUUGAUUUACUUCCAGAAUGUAUUACACUGGCUUCGUUCCGUGCUACUGAAUUGCACGGCACCAUUAUCUGCAAAGAUGGUCUUCCCUCUCAUAAGGUUGAAGGCGACGAACCUGAUCAGGAACUAGAUAUGGCCGAUUUCAGAAGAGGUGUUUCUGUUGUUAUCACCGGCUACUACUUGGAUUUCGAUAGAAGCGAUCAGGAUUUCUACUCUGGAGCAAAAAAGACCGAAGUGUUUGUCUUGAGUGAAUAUGCCGCUAAAGUGUUGCACACUAAUAUUUCAGAUGAACAGAAUGACCUGGGCAACGAGGUUGAGUUCAGCGAUUUACUGAGUAUUGAAUCUUUCGGUGACGACAGACUUGGAGGCGAAGACUUUUCUCCAAAGCAGCGCCAGGUUUUGGAUAUCAAGAACAUCAAGGUCAGGACCGAACCAGAAACUACAGAUAAGUUGAUCUUGACGAUCCCAGAAGCUGAUGGAAAAGCCGAUAUGUUUCUCAUUUGGUGUAUUUUCUAUGCAAAGAGCUUGCUCAAACAGUUUCAACCCACAGUCAAGGUCGAAUACACCAAAGAUGAUCUUAGGCGUCUUAAAGGUACCCAGAAGAGAAUCAAGCUUGAUGUUCAUGUGGAGUCGGCUGCUAUCAAGGUCCUGCUUCCUAACGAUACCGACACUUUGCUUGAAAUUGAGACUCUUGCCGUCACUGAUGCUUCCAACAGCCCUUCGUUUGAUCUUAAAAACUUGAGACUUUACGUUGUCCAUCCAGCAACCGAAGCCUGGAGCAGAUUGGUUUCCAUCCACAGAACGCAGUCCUCUUUAGGUGAGCUUCUCCAGGAAACUUGUUCUGUGAAGUCUGCAAGCAUUAAGAUAUAUGUUCCAUUCAGGUACUUGCUUUACAAGGUCAUCGAUAAUGUCAUCACCAUGGUCAAGGCCACUAAGCAGAUCAAGUUUAACUUCGAUAAGUUAAGUAACGGUGACCAUGACUUCGAAAGAAUCAUGCCAGAAGCAAAGCCUGCUAUCUUGUUCCCUAAGAUCAGAUGGUAUGCUGACAAAUUCAACCUUUCACUUGAAGAAGACAUCUUUGAGACUGAACUCGGUCUUAUUUACCAGUUAGGACGUGUGGAGCGUGUCUUGAGAGAAAAGAAAUGGUUGAAAUUCGAAGAAGAAGCCAAGAAGAUCAGAGAGAAGGUUCAUUCUUCUUCAGUUGAGCUCGACGAGGAUGCAGUUCUUGACAAGAGUCGUUUCAUCAGAGAUAGCAAGGGAAACAAACACCCGCCACGUCAUUUCAAGAGUCAUUUUGCCAGUACUUUACGCCAUGGGUUCAAGCAUCUGGAUAAGAACAGCCGAACCAAUUCUGACUACCUGAAGACAGAAACUGCUGACAAUAGUGAAAGUGGUGAUACUGAGUUCUCAAAAGAAGAGGCCGAGGCCCAGAUCGAAGAGGCAAGACAGAAAGUCAUGGAGGAGAUUUCAGCUUCUUGGAUCACCAACUUCAACAGAAUCAAGCGUGCUAAGUAUGCCAAGGCCAGACGUAUCAAGACGAAGGUGGCCGGCUACGACCGUAUCAAUCCAAUGAUGGGUAAGAAGUAUAACAUCCAGAAGCUGGCUCCUGGAUCUCCAAUUAUGUCGGUCGCUUUCACCAACUUUGACUUGACGCUUAACAAGGCUGAUAUUGACGACGUCGAUGAGUUCUUGAGGGUCUACGGUAAAGGCCAGCCUAAGCUUGACUACUCCAUUCUUGUUCCGUUGUACAUUCGUCUCAAGGCAGCUUCUUUCCACGUUUCGCUUAAGGAUUACCCAUUGCCUAUGAUUAAUUUCCCACCUAGCGAGAAACCAGGUGCUACUAUUAUGGACUUGCUGGGUAAUCUUGUGAUCAACGAGAAGUUAGUACACCGCAAGGAAGAGAUGAGACACAUUUAUGUCCCAUUCACUGCUGCUACGCUCAAGGAGAAGUCCGUGGAGAACUUCUACUCGGUGCAUGUUCCACGUACGCUUACUCCAGUGAAGGCCAUGUUUGAUAUUUCUUGUUCUGUUGAUACCGAAAGAGCUUGUAUCAUCAACUGGUCUAAAUCGUACCUGGCGGCCAUUCUGAGUGCAGCUGGCGCUCUCGAUAACUUUACGAAGCCACAGAUUGAUGAUUCCCCAAUUGGCUUUUGGGAUAAGUUAGCUCUUAUCAUGCACGGAAAGCUUCGUUUCGAUAUCCCCAACGAAUUGUGCCUUCAAAUCAAGAGUUCUUCUGAUCCAUAUGGUGUCAUUGGUAAAAGUGCAGGUUACAUGUGGUCUUGGAAGCAUGGCGUUGAGCUUAUGUUCAAUUACACGGGAGACCAAAAGGAGUUCAUUAUACUUGAUUCUUAUGAUUUCGUAUUUGGUGUUCCUGAUUGCUCUUAUGCUCAUGGCUUGGCCUGGGGAUCUGGAGACGAAAUGGAGGAGCAGAACGAAGAUCUCGAUGACAACACAACUUUCCAGAAGAAGGUGAUGAAGUUCUCUUCCGACGAGAAGGUCAGAUGGACACUUGGUGUGCUUUUUGAAAGAAACGAAGACCCCAAGUGUCGUGAAGUGAGCGCUGACCAUAAGAGAACCGACGAAUUCAGACCCCAUUACGAUGUCUUCGUCACUAGUCCUGAUUUCGAUUGGCAUCCAGAUUCUUAUGAAGGUUUCAGAUCUGACUACUUGCACUUGGCUUUAGGUGUGAAGUCGGUGUCGAAGAAGGGCAACAGUCAUAAUACCGCUUACUUGACUCCUGUGGCUUUUGCAUACUUCUUCUAUUGGUUCCUGUCCAUGUCGGACGUUGUUUCCAUGCCUGUUCGUCAAGGUAAGCUAUUCAACCAAACGGCUCCCGAGACCUCUGUCAAAAUGAGUCUUCAUUUGGUGACAUUCAAGUACCAGCUUAUUUUGGAACCUCUUACCGUCAGUCACAUGUACACCACUUAUGAAAAUCUGGAGGACGGUCCUCGUGUUGUUGUCACUGGACUCAAGGGUAAGAGUGACAAGUGCCAUAUUGAUUUGCAUUCGAGAAAGGAAGUCGUCAGGUAUGUUAACGAGAAGUUGGGCAUUGACAAGAAGGUGCAUACCAUGAAGCUCCAUCUAGGAGAAGUCACCGUCACCAAUGCCGAUAUCAGAGCUAUAAAGGCCACUUUCAAGGACCCUUCAGUCCGUGGUCAUAUCAUUGCAUACUACACGAACCAGUUGGAGGAGCCCUUGGAUGUUGAAAAGUACCACGAAGAGCUUGCCAAGAGAAUGCGUACACUUAGGUCUUCCAGCUGGACUCGUACCAUUCAAUGUGAUCCAGAAGACUUUGGUUGGCUUGAUCAAGAUGACUUUGUGGAGCUCGAGUCAAGAGAAGAACUUUCUCCGGAUCCUACUAUUGUUGUUGUUCCUUUCUUCCAUACUCCAAGGUUCACCUAUUUCAGAGAAUUCACUUUGGAAAGAGAGCCACACAAGUAUCCAUUUGGCCACGAACCUUCCCAUACAUGUUACAUUGGCGGUGAGAGCCCUGAUAAGGUUCAGGCCGACUUGUUGAAGCAAAGAGCUUCUGUUUUGAAGAAUGAGAUCAAGGGCCAUCAAGAAGAACUUAAGAAAAUGCAGAAGGCUGGUGAGACCAAUCCAGUCGACAGAGAGCGUCUUGAGAAGGAGAUUGCUGAAGGUGAACAUAGAAUGGUUGUUGUUCACGAUAUCUUCCAGGACUGUGCUGAUUCAGCUGGCGACGAUUUGUUUGAUCAAGAGAAAGAAGAGCUUGGAGAAGAAGCCGAGGAGAAAGAAGAGGACAGAAAUGAAGAGAACGAGGAGGCCGAAGAUGAUGUGGAGGAAUUUCCAGGGAAAGAAGAAGAAGAAGAGAGGAAUGGUGAAGCCGAGCCAGAAGAUUUCUUUGUUGAUCCUAGCGAGAUGUUAAGACGGAAGUCCAACACCCAAUCCUUAUACUCAGGCUUCAAGUCCAUGGACCAAGCUCAAGAGAUCACUGCCGAGGAUUCCGAACUCAGUCAGUUCCACAACCGUUUCUUGUUCCACAAUGUUCGUUUGAAAUGGAACAACAAGGUCAGAAACCUCGUUACUGGAUACAUGUUUUUGAUUGGAGCCAGACGUACCGAGACUCUCAUGAUGUCGAAGAAGGCAGUUGACCUUAUUGAAAACAUUGCUGAACAAAACCGUGAAAAGGACAACGAGUCCAAGAAGUCUGUCAAUCCUGAAGAUGAAGCGUUCAAGCUGACAUUCCAGAACUCGGGAGAUGUUAUUCAAGACUUUGAAGAGUACCUUAAUGAAUUGUCUUCAGACCAACACGAAAUGGAAUACAAGUUUCUCAUUAAGUUCAUUCGUCCUCAGAUCCAGCUUGAAAGUGAAAUUGAUCCAAAUUCUUCUAUGGCCGUGACAUCGCAAGACAUUGAAAUGCGUAUUCUUUCUGAAAACAUUGCUGGUACAGACGAUGUCAUGAAGGAUAGUAAUUCAGAUGAAGUGAACGCUGUUGAGUCUCGUCACGGUGUGCUUUUCAGAGAUAUGCAAGCUUUCGUUUUCCAUAAAGAUAACUUCACUGAAGAGUACGACAGUCCUUAUGGAGACUUAUCCAAGAAGAAGGCAUGGCCCCCAUGGGUGGACUACGAAGCAUGUAUGAACUCUACAUGGCUUAAGGAUGAUCUUGUGGUUGAAAGGACAUCUAUGGCGUUGAUUGUCAAGAAGCCUAACUUCUUGUCGAUGGAGUACAAUACGAAUUUGCAUGCGGACGAGCUUACCGUCCACUUGGCUAAGGUUGUGGUCAACGCUACUUCUGAACAGUACUCGUCUGUGUACUACAUUUUGCUCAACCUUCUUUUGGAUAGCAAGUCUGCUAAGGAACAGCUUCACCAGAGACUUGACCAGAUUAUUGAGCUUUCUGGUUUGGAAGAAACUGAUGGUUUGGCUGACAGAGUGAAGCUUCUUCAAAACAAUAUCCACGUGUGUCAGACGAUUCUUCUUUCUUUGACCGAUCACAAGCUAAGCAAGGAGGAGGUGAAGGGUAAGGCUCAUGUUGAAAUGGAGAUGGAUAAGAUGUUUGUUCAGCUUGCCAUUAUCACCCAUUCGCUUAGGUCUGCAUCAUCUCAGAAUAAGGGUAAUGGCGGUGUUGGAAAGUACUGGAACAUCUAUGCUGACCAGGUUAUCUGGCAUCUUUUCGAGAAACCUAAUAAACCAUUGGUUGAUUUCGCUCUUGCUCCUUCCAAGUUCCAGCGUGUGGAUAUGGUUGAUGGUUCUAAUACCAACCGUGUGGAGAUCUCCAUGAUGCAAGGUUUCAACUUACGUCAAAACGCUUUUUACCCUGACAUGAUGCUGCCUUUGGUUGACCAUCCAUCUUACAAGAAGAACUCGCCAGUUAUUGAGAUGACCUGGAAGAUGCUUAGUCGUGUGGGAGGAAUCAGAAUUAUGAAAAACGCCAGAUUGAAAUGUCAGCUGGCCAGUGUUCAGCUUGACUUCGAUACUGCCCAGUUGCUUCUUGAUUAUCUCUUCCCUCUGGACCAGAAACAUGCUGAACAUGGCAAGCCUGGAACCAGCAAUGGUAAGGAAGAGCAAAACAGUGACGAAAGUACCAGAGAAGGAAGUGACGAUGUUAGUGAAGAUAAGGCUGAAUCAGAAGUGGAGCUGGAUGACGAGGAAAGCAGCAGCAGUGGUAAGUCGAGGUCUAUGAGCAGCUCGAUCAAUCCAUUCAGAAAGAUGAUUGCCAGAAGAACAGGAAAUGGAACUCCAACCAGCAGUACUCCAAGCUCGCCAAAGUCGCCAAAGUCGUCAAAGAGUCCAACCAGAAGCUCUAUGGAAGAUACGAGCAGUGUGGAUUCAUCAUCUCGCUUGUCUUCUUCCGACCUUCCUUCGCUUAACUCUGACACGAGAAGGGCACUUGGCAUGAAGAAGAAGACUGACCAGAAGGACGAAACUGCCGACGACCUUUCCAUUAUCAUGCAGCGUUCCUCCAAAUUCUUUGUCAUUGACGAGAUUGAGCUUGAACCUAUUAAGCUUCGGAUCAGUUUCAAAGCUCCUAAACAUCUUAACAUUAUUGACGUUCACAAGCUCUUGCUUUCCAUUCCAAAGUUGCAUUACGAGUAUAAGACUUGGUCUGGUGAGGACUUUGUUCUCCAGUUGAAGAAGGAAGUGAUCCGUAUUAUCUUGUCUCAUACUGGUAAGAUUAUCGGUAACAAGUUCAAGCAUAGGGACAGAAAGGUGAACAGACGUCCACUCAAGCAGAUCAGAGACUUCACGAAAUACGUUUCGAUUGAAGAAUUGCAAGAAGAGGAAGGUGAAAAUGGGUUAACUGAACAGCCAUCAAUCCGGAGCAAUUCGACUACAAGGCUAUCUGCAAUUAUGGCUUUUUUUGAGGCCCUCAAAGACAAGGCCGUCAACACGUUCAACCAGGUGCUCGACAGGGCCCCGGCAAACGGUCUUUCCAAAGAUGAGGCCUUUUGCAGAGAACAUAACCUUCCAGACGGAGAGGUGGUGCUUGAUGAGCUGGCGGUGGAGAUCAGUUGCAAGCCUGAAAACUCUAGGGAAGCUUAUAAUGUGCUGUAUCCACAGGGAAGGAUUUACUUGACCCAGCAUUACCUUGUGUUUCGGGAUGUGUUUGAUAGGAGGAACUGUUCGUUUGUUAUUCACCUUAGUACGGUGAAGAAGGUGGAAAGGCUUCCUACGAGUUCGUAUGGGUUUGCAUUGUCGCUUGCUACGCAUAGCAGGAUCAAUAUUAAGAUUUACUUGGUGGGGUUGCGUUCGGAAAGUGAACGGUUCUCGUCCCAGUUGAAGAUGUCCCUUAAGAAGAACUUGCCAAAUGUCAAGAAGCUUCCUCCGUUUAUCCAGACAUGCUACUCAGAGUACCUUUUGGCGAAGAAUAAGGUUAGUAAUGAAAAAGUGGAACAUAUGCCACCGGGCGGUUUGGGCGUGAAAUUCAAGUUUCCCGGUGACGCCAGAGCUAAUAGAGAUAAGACCAAGAUGAAGUUGUGGUUUGACUUGUUCCGCGUGGACGGCCGCAACUUGUCGCUUAUCAAGACGCCAAUGUUCUAUAAACUUGUCCGUGUGGGUCUCCCGAACAGACUUAGAGGCGAGAUCUGGGAAUUGUGCUGUGGUUCUAUUUACCUUAGGCUUGAACAUACCGAUGAGUAUGAGAAGCUUCUUAAAGAUAACGAGGGGAAGAAAUCUGUUGCAAUUGAGGAGAUUCAAAAGGAUUUGAACCGUUCGUUGCCUGAGUACGCUGCGUACCAGGAUAAGGAAGGUAUUGACAGGUUGCGUAGAGUGCUUACCGCUUACUCAUGGAAGAACCCGGAUAUUGGCUACUGCCAGGCCAUGAACAUCGUGGUGGCGGCUUUGCUUAUCUAUAUGUCUGAAGAGCAAGCUUUCUGGUGUCUCAAUGUUUUGAUCGACCGUGUUGUGCCAGGUUACUACUCGAGAACCAUGUAUGGUACAUUGCUUGACCAGAGAGUGUUUGAAUCGCUUGUGGAGAACUCUAUGCCUGUUCUCUGGAACCAUAUUUCCAAGUACGAUAUCCAGCUUUCUGUCAUCUCCCUUCCAUGGUUCCUUUCAUUGUACUUGACAUCCAUGCCGUUGGUAUUUGCAUUCCGUAUCCUUGACGUGUUCUUCCUUCAAGGCCCCAAGACGCUCUUUCAGGUUGCAUUGGCUAUUCUUAAGCUCAAUGGCGAGGAACUCUUGAAAGCAGAAGAUGACGGUACCUUCGUUUCCAUCCUCAAAGAGUACUUCCUAACCUUGGACCAGUCUGCUCAUCCUACCUCCACAAACCCAAAGUUUAAUCAGGUCACAAAGUUCCAAGAAUUGAUGGUCACCGCUUUCAAGGAGUUUUCUGUCAUUAAUGAAGAGGUUAUUGAAAGACACAGAGCCAAGCAUAGAAACACCAUCUUCCUGAGCAUCACCACAUUCGUCAAGAGAACAGAGUUAAGAAACUUACCCAAGACAUCCAACUUGACUCAGUCAGACAUCUCGUUACUAUACGAUAGAUUCUAUUCAAUUGUUACCUCCACCAUCACUGUUGGUACAGGCUCCUCUGAAAUGCAUUUUGAUGCAUUCAAAAUAUUCAUGCAGCAAAUCUGUGACUGGGUAGAAUCAGAACCUACUGAAGACGCGGCCAAGCAGGAGGCAUUCUUGAAGAGGCUUUUCAUCAAGUGGGAUUCAAAAUGUGAAGGUUCACUCUCAUUGGCUGACUUAGUUGUUGGCUUGAACAAACUCUUAGAGCCCGAUUUGCUUACAUCCAUAUCAAACUUCUUCUCGCUCUACAGUGACGAAGACAAGGUUGACCGUGAGGGUAUCUUGACCAUUUCUGAAGAUUUGCUUUACAUUACAUCGCCAUGGAAGAAGGGUCUUCUCCUAGAUUCGCUCACAGAAACAGCGAUUGAGAAUGCCAUCGCUGACGAGCUCUACAAGAAACAAAAGGAGAUGGGUAAUCCAAACGGCGAAGCAUUUGAGUAUGCUCAACCGGUCGAAGAUGAAGAAUUGCUCAUUGAGGAACUCAAGAUUGAUACUACAAUCACGAGCAAUGCCGCCUUGAACCCCAAUACUCCUGUUUACCUUAACUUGCCUACAUUUAGAAUGGUGGUGUUAGCCGAUGAAACUUAUGAACUUUUCUUCAGCGAUACAUUCCGUGGUUCUUUCCAUAUUGACAAGCCUCUUGAUUCCAAGGCCAACACUAUGAGAAACUUGAGAGAUAUGUUCGAUGGUAUUCUUGCCGAUGGCCGUGAGGUUGCUAAGAAGGUGCGUCGUCGCAUGGAUUCUGCUGCCACUCCUCCUCAUCACAGUGACGCUUCAUCUCUUAAAUCUGGUAAAUCAUCGAAAGUCCAAGAGGAAGAAGAGGAGAGAGAUGAUGAUUUUGGUGUUAUUGAUAUUGACGAACACGACAAGAACCUCGUGCUUGGAGCCGAAGCUCAAGUUAUGGUUGGCUCAGUCAACAACACCAGAGAGGAAGAGGAUCGUAUUGCAUCGCUUAAGAAAGCUGAAGCGGCGGAGAAUCGUAAAAAGCAAAAUAAUGACGGAAAUCUCAUUGAAUUUGAGACAUGA